CCUAAAUCGAAGAUCUCUAAGUUGCAACAGAAAUCAGUUCAAUCAUUUAGCUGAAUUUUUAAUUAGGAAAAUCUCGUCUUCUGGCUCCCAUGGCGUCGUCUCUCAGUUGCGGAGCAGUCUCUUCCUCGAUUAGUUUGGUUGGAAUAAGUUCAAGUAACAAUUUGAGCCAGGGGAGAGAAGAAAGAAGGGAAGAGAGUGAGGAGCAUUUUAUGGAAGAAAAGCAACUUCUUCUCGGUGAAUCUUCUCAGCAGUCCGCCAUUGAUCCUUCUCUUCUACGGCGCAUGUAUGUUGGCCACUUUCUCUCCAGAUGGGGAGCAAGAAUGUGGGAGUUUUCGGUGGCUUUAUACAUGAUAAAUAUAUGGCCAGACUCUUUGCUUUUCACUGCUAUUUAUGGUGUUGUGGAGGCUGCCUCCACAACUUUAUUUGGCCCAGUUGUUGGAACAUGGAUAGAAAAAAUUGCUUAUAAGCAGGUCCUCCGAAUGUGGCUGUUAAUACGAAGUUUAUCUUUUUUGGCUGCUGGAGGUGCGGUUACAGCUCUCCUAGUGUACUUUGGCCCUGCUUCUCAUAAAUCUGUGCCAUUUGUUGCUUUACUAGUCAUAACCAACAUUUCUGGAGCCAUUAGUGUGCUUUCAACUCUUGCUGGUACAAUACUAAUUGAAAGAGAUUGGGUAGUUGUUAUUUCCAACGGGCAACCUCCUGAAGUUCUUGUAAGAAUGAACUCCAUCAUCAGAAGGAUUGAUUUAAUAUGCAAACUUUUUGCACCAGUUUUGACGGGCUUCAUCAUAAGCUUCGUAUCAUUGGUAGCAUCGGCAGUGAUUCUAGCAUUGUGGAAUAUUUUAUCAGUAUGGUUAGAGUAUUGGCUUUGGAUAACUGUGUACAAUGGCUUUCCUGCUCUAAGUGAAAACAGGCAAAGCAGAAAAAUAGAAGUCUUUUCAAAUGAUUCUUUAGGAGCUCGAAUAUUGGAAUUGACUAACAUUUCUAAAGAAGGAACCCUGGAACAAGAAAGGACUAAUUGGAAAAGGAAAAUCACUGAACGCUUGUCAAAGCUACUUAGCUUCGAUGCCUGGAUUGUUUAUUUUAAUCAAGAUGUUGUGCUUCCAGGAGUAGCUUUGGCUUUGCUUUAUUUCAGUGUCUUAAGUUUUGGGACACUAAUGACAGCGACAUUGGAGUGGAAAGGCAUUCCGGCCUAUGUAAUUGGCAUAGCACGGGGGAUUAGUGCCAUUAUAGGAAUAAUGGCAACCGUUGUUUAUCCAAUAGUGCAUUCUCGAAUUUCAACACUACGGACUGGACUAUGGUCUAUAUGGACUCAGUGGUGUUUCCUUUUAGCAUGUUUGGCGUCCAUUUGGAUAAACAACAGCAUUACUUCAGCAUGGAUGCUGAUGGGUGGAGUUGCUGCAUCACGGCUUGGAUUGUGGAUGUUUGAUCUAGGUGUCAUGCAACUGAUGCAGGAUCAAGUCUCUGAAGCUGACAGAUGCAUUGUUGGUGGAGUUCAGAGCUCACUUCAGUCUAUGCUGGAUUUGCUGACUUGCAUAAUGGGGAUGGUUGUUUCAGAUCCAAGGGACUUCGGUCAAUUAGUGAUAUUGUCCUUCAUCAUAGUAAGUUCUGCUGCCAUACUCUACACUUUCCACUGCUAUCGUGUUCGAAAUCACCUGCUUCAUUUGGACAAGAUACUUGCGAAGAUCAACUGGUUGGUUAACUCAUUAUAAGGCAUUGAACAGCUUGGUGUAUUUUAUGAGAAAUCGAAGUUCGGUUCCUAAACAAAUUCCAAAGGUUAGAAUUGGUGGAAGUCAAACAGCCAAUGGAACUGUUUCUUGGAGACUUUUUGUGACCUUUUUUCUUAUUUGUGUUAGUGGAAGGAGCCUCAAUUUACUGAUAAUCCUAAAUUUAAUUAAUAAUCCCUUAUAUCUGAUUUA
Molecule: messenger RNA, 1913 nt
Organism: Dendrobium catenatum
Lineage: Eukaryota; Viridiplantae; Streptophyta; Magnoliopsida; Asparagales; Orchidaceae
Product: solute carrier family 40 member 1
Exons: 9
Coding region: 90-1706 (538 amino acids)
Biological process (GO): iron ion transmembrane transport
Cellular component (GO): membrane
Molecular function (GO): iron ion transmembrane transporter activity
Source: RefSeq, a predicted model, not a curated record